This is a messenger RNA of Hansenula anomala, 1290 nucleotides long. RefSeq lists its product as uncharacterized. Bases 1 to 1290 code for a protein of 429 amino acids. Lineage: Eukaryota; Fungi; Ascomycota; Saccharomycetes; Phaffomycetales; Wickerhamomycetaceae. The record is from RefSeq and is a predicted model, not a curated record. The transcript has a single exon.
AUGUCGCUUUUUGAACAGCUUCCCUUUGAGGUAUUGAGCCAGAUAUUCCACUUGCUCCACCCCUUCAACGACCUCCAAUCAAUAGCGCUAAUCCCACAACUAAGACCUUAUCUCUGUGAGAUUCUUUGCUUUAUAUCAGAUACAACUAAACCAAAACUAUUAGCAAAUGCCCAUCAUGUGGAUAAUUUCAUAAUAGAGUAUAAAGGUCAAGAUUAUGAAGAGUUUAAAGAGUUGAUCAAACAGGUCAAGGGCACGAACCAUAGGGUUUUAUACCAAGGUUCAUCAUUCCCUAUUGGGUUUUUCAAUAAUGAACUUUUCCAAAAUGAUCAAGGUUUAGAAGGUGUUCAUUUUGAUAAUGUUUUGAGGAUAGGGAGGGAUAAUUGGUUUGAAAUGUUUGGGGAUCAGUUUUUCCAUUGUUUUGAAGAUGAUUCAAUAGUUUUCAAAAAAUGUCAAGAGAUGAGAAUUGGGUUACAAUGUCGUGGGUUCCCGAUGGAGAAAGUUCAUGUGCCAAAUUUACAAAGAUUGGAUCUAAAGAUUAUUAAUGAUCAAGUUUCAUUAGAUUUUUUGAAGAAUAUGGUUAGUUUGAAAGAGUUACGGAUCAGUACUGCAAAUGGGUAUGGUAUAAUGGGGUUUAGGUUUUUGGAAUUAAAGAAUUUACAAGUUUUGGUAUUGGAUUCACAAAGAUUAGAGUUUGGGUUUUAUGGUUGUAAUUUCCCCAAAUUGAAGAAGCUUGAUAUUACUAGGUUGAAAGAGAUUUGGAUUGUCUUGGAUACAAGAUUUGAUGAAUUGGAAGAAUUGGAUUUAAGUUGCACCAAGUUGAUUUUCCCCAUAUAUUCCAAAUUCUUACCAAAACUACGUUAUUUAAACGUUCAAAAUCAUCAUGAAUCAAAUAGUCAUAUGACUAAGUUAAAGAUGAAUGAAUUGAUAAAUUUGGAAAGGAUUGAUCUAAGUUCAUUUGAUUAUUUGAUCCAGAAUCCUAAACUAUUGGAUUAUUUAAACGAGGUUCAUUUUAAACGUGAUGUUUCAAUAAAUAGGAAUUUUGAAGUUGAAGAGAUUGAAAGAUUAAUGACAUUACAAUUCAAACAAUUGAAGAAGAUUGUGAUACAUUUAUAUGAACCCGGUGAAUAUGAUUUUGAACGGAUCAACUUAAUUAGUCCCUUGAAGGAACAACUUGAAGUGAAAUUGAUUGUUGAUGGUGUUGAGGAACAAUUUAAGCUCAAGUUAGCCUCUAGUGCAUUGAAUGUUGAAACAAUAUUUAGUCCUCAACGGAAAAAAAGAAAAAGUGUGUGA